UAAAAGCGUAAGCAUUCUGUGGCUUUGGAUUCUUCUGGCAAAUCGUGCCUGCCAGCUUUCACUUGGGUAUGGCUAAAUAAGUAGAAUAAUAUAUCGAAUAUCAACAUUUUAACGACAAAAAAGCUUGGAAUCACCAUUUCCGUUCAAAUCCCAGUCACAAUGGUGGAGAAAUGGAGAAGAGUUUUGGUGUUUGUAUGGUUGAUUCUGUGCAUUUUGGAAUGGAAACCCUCUUGCAUCAAUGCUGCUACAAAUCCCAACGAUACUUCUGCUUUAAAGACCAUGUACAGCAGUUUAAAUUCACCUGGUCAGCUCAACCAGUGGGCUGGCGAUGAUCCAUGUGGGCAGUCUUGGAGAGGAGUUACUUGCUCAGGCCAGCGAGUCACAGAAAUCAAAAUAUCAGAUCUUGGUCUCACUGGACAAUGGGGUUGGCAGCUCUCAAGUUUGACCUCGGUAACCAACCUAGAUAUGAGCAAUAAUAAUCUUGGAGGUGACAUUCCUUAUAAUAUUCCCCAAAACUUGCAGCGAUUAAAUCUUGAAAACAAUCAAUUUACUGGAAGUCUCCCUUACUCCCUUUCCCAAAAGACUUCCCUUAAGUACAUAAAUCUAGCUCACAAUAACCUUCAGGGUCAACUAAAUGACAUUUUUGGACAACUUUCUUCUCUCUCUACAUUGGAUCUCUCUUCCAAUUCUCUGACAGGUAACCUGCCUGAAAGUUUUAGUUCCCUCUCAAGUCUGAGCUCACUGUAUUUGCAGAACAAUCAGUUUACUGGUCCUAUUAAUGUUCUUGCCAAUCUACCGCUUGAUAAUCUGAACAUCGCAAAUAACCAUUUCACAGGCUGGAUUCCUGAACAGUUGAAAAACAUUAAUUUACAGAAGGAUGGUAACUCAUUUAACUCUGGACCAGCCCCUCCACCUCCACCAGGUACACCUCCAGCCAGCAAAAAUAGCCCAAAACACAAAGACAGUGGUGAUAACAGCUCAUCAAAUAGCGGUGGUAGCAGCAAAUCAGGAAUAGGGGGUGGUGGCAUAGCAGGGAUACUGAUUUCCAUAAUUGUUGUUGGGGCAAUAAUAGCAUUCUUUUUGGUGAAAAGAAGAUCCAGGAAGUCAUCUUUGGAUAUAGAAAAGCUUGAUAAUCAGCCCUUUGCUCCCCUUGCUUCUAAUGAAGUACAAGAAAUGAAGUCUAUACAAACUUCCUCUGCAAUCAACACGAAAACCUUUGAAACUUCUGCCUCGAUAAAUCUGCGACCCCCUCCAAUUGAUCGUCAUAAAUCAUUUGAUGAAGAUGAUUUUUCAAAGAAGCCCAUUGUUGUCAAGAAAGCUAUUACAACUCCCACAAAUGUGACAGCAUAUUCAAUAGCUGACUUGCAGAUGACUACUGGAAGCUUCAAUGUCGAAAACCUUCUUGGUGAGGGCACUUUUGGACGUGUUUAUCGAGCACAAUUUGAUGAUGGGAAGGUUCUUGCUGUGAAGAAAAUAGAUUCAUCUGCUUUUCCCAGUGAAAUGUCCGAAGAUUUUCCAGAGAUUGUCUCAAACAUCUCUGAGUUGCAUCAUCCAAAUGUAAUGGAGCUGGUGGGUUACUGUUCAGAGUAUGGACAGCACCUGCUAAUCUAUGAGUUCCUUAAAAAUGGGUCCCUGCAUGACUUCCUGCAUCUAUCAGAUGAAGACAGCAAACCUCUGAUAUGGAACACCCGUGUUAAGAUUGCUCUUGGGACUGCACGUGCAUUGGAGUACCUGCAUGAAGUUUGCUCCCCAUCAAUUGUCCACAAAAAUAUUAAGUCAGCCAAUAUAUUACUGGACACCGAGCUCAAUCCUCACCUUUCAGACUCUGGCAUGGGCAGCUUUAUGCCUAAUGCAGAUCAGUUGUUGAACAAUAAUGCAGGUGCUGGAUACGGUGCACCUGAGGUUGCCAUGUCUGGUCAAUAUACCAUAAAAAGUGAUGUCUAUAGUUUUGGGGUUGUCAUGUUGGAGCUUCUUACUGGACGUAAACCAUUUGACAGUUCAAGGCCAAGAUCUGAGCAAUCUUUGGUUCGAUGGGCAACACCUCAGCUGCAUGACAUUGAUGCACUUGCUAAAAUGGUCGAUCCAGCUCUCAAAGGGCUCUAUCCAGUCAAAUCUCUCUCCCGGUUUGCAGAUGUCAUUGCUCUUUGUGUCCAGCCGGAGCCAGAAUUUAGACCCCCAAUGUCAGAAGUGGUACAAGCAUUGGUUCGGUUAGUUCAGCGAGCUAACAUGAGCAGAAGAACAAUUGGAAAUGAGCAAGGAGGAUCCCAGCGAGGCGACAAUCAAGAUACACAGGAUUACAUGUCUUAGAUAAUUUUGCUCUGUUAUGCUAUGGUUCUUAUUUACAUUUACUGUGGAACAUAAUCCUACUUCUCUUAGUUAGUCCUUUUGCUGCUGUGCCAUAUGAUACCCAGUUGUUUCCAUGUGUUAAUAAUAUGUUACAUGAUUGAACAACUUCUACUUCUGACUCUGCUCAAUACUCAAUAAUUGCACCUUCAUUCA
Molecule: messenger RNA, 2499 nt
Organism: Pistacia vera
Lineage: Eukaryota; Viridiplantae; Streptophyta; Magnoliopsida; Sapindales; Anacardiaceae
Product: protein STRUBBELIG-RECEPTOR FAMILY 7-like
Exons: 16
Coding region: 160-2307 (715 amino acids)
Biological process (GO): protein phosphorylation
Molecular function (GO): protein binding; ATP binding; protein kinase activity
Source: RefSeq, a predicted model, not a curated record